GAAAAAAAGUGGUUAAUUAUAAUGCAUGUUUUAUUAACUGCUAUGCCAAAUAAAAAUUUGUUACCAAUACAAACCGCCGGUAAAAAUUCGAGCUUUAAAUAUAACUUUAAUUAAUUUUAGAUAAAAAAACAAGUACGAUCUAACAUAUCUGUUUAAGGUACCGUUUGUAGAUAAAUUAUUAGACACUAACUAUUUACUUAACUACAAUAUUAUAGCUCGAAGAAAAAUCAAGUCUGAACUGUUAUCUACUUAUUGCUGGACUUGAAGUGUUUACAUAUAACAUUGCAGAAAUACGCUCUCUACAGAUGUUUAGUCAACGCCGCUGCAGCUACUGCUUGUAGCUGUUGUGUAAGUAACACUUCAUAAUCUGACUGAUUAUUAAACUGUUUACUAACAGUGAUUUCUAUAAUGAGUAAAUAAACUAUUAUGAAUCAUAGUUUCUUUUACAGUCUUCUAUUAUGAAAUUCUUCAUUGUUAUAAUUUUUUACUCAAGUUGUGUACACUUAAAAAAAUCAAAUAAAGUACACUUUUUAAUUUGUUUAAAAAAAUUCUGUAUUUAUCGAAGAAAGUUAAAAGAAAGGUUUAAAAUGACUUUAUUUAAUUUUUCUAUUUUAAUUUGACUUGCUAUGCAUCGGACGACCAACUUAACGCUGAAAACCGCACGUGCUUAUAACGAACACGGGUACCAACUUCUAACUAUUGAGAGAUGAUGACAGUAUUGACAGUAAACACAUCAAUCGCUAAUCAGUGCAGAAACGAUGUUUAUUGUCGCAUGAUAUCGAAGUUAUGAUUAGUAAAUAAAUUGUAGUUUACUAAUAAUAUCAACUAACUACUUUUGAAAAAAAGGAAUCUUACUUUUACGUCAAAAUUCAAGGCCUAUUAUCGCAAGCGACUAAUGGCUAGACCAUCACCAAAUAGUACACAAUAUGACUCAAUCGCUUCUUAUAUGGAUGGUGUGCAAGUGAAAAUAACCAAUAAAUAUCAGUCGCCGCCAAAUUUAGUUUUUCCAGAAGAAUAUUAUGUUAAACCACCUGAUCCAUCUAGAUACACAUACAACUUUAACUUGGAAAAAAAUGUCCUGGCAAAAAUGGAAGCAUGGCGAAAAGCGCGUGCAUCAUAUGUUGAAGCUCGAAAAGCAAAAAUAGAAGAAAAAUUAAUGAAAGCUACAGAAAAAUCUUCUCCAUCUUCUUCUAGCACAAAUUUAUCUCAGACUUCUGUAACUGCUACUUCAUCAGAAUCACCACUAUUUUCACCUCAGAUUAUGUCUCUUCCAGAUAAAAAUCACUUCUUUCCCAUGAAAACAAAUGGAUUAGAUUAUUCAGAUUUUGAUACUGAUACCAGCAGUCCUUUUGAUAAUAUGGAAUUAAAAACGAUCAAUGAUAUGGAAGCUCUUGCUGAGGUUCUGCAACCUGUCACACUAUCUUGGAAACCCUCAUCUAAUUUAGAAGCUGCAAUGAAAGAUUUAACUGUUGAGCAAAAUAAUGAAGAUUUGAAAGAAACAAGCGCAACAUUUAAAAAUAAUUCAGAAGCAGACAAUAUCUCUAAUCCACUUACAAAUCCAAAGUAUCAUGAAAUAUCAUUAAUAAUGCAAGAAUUACAAAAAGAACUGGAUAGACCAAAUAAAAAUAAUGUAGAAUCUGAGUGUAAUCUAGAAAGUGCUUCAACUUCUAAAAAUGAAUCAUCAGAAAAAUCAAUAGAUGGAAAAGAUGUUUCAAGAUUGAUAUCAGCUCUUUCUGUAGAUGAAAAAAAAUUAGUGAAAUACUUCAGUGAUAUGGGAUUUUCACUGAGGCGUGUUGUACAUGCUAUUGGUGAAUUGCCAGGAGAAGAGAGCAAAAAGAUAUUAGAAUAUUUAUUAGCCAUACAAUCUCUUGAAGAUUUAGGAAUUUCUGAAGAGGCUGCUAUAAAAGCUCUUGCUCUUACUCAACACGAUCAACAGAAAGCCAAAGAAUAUCAUAAAAAUUUACGUAUCCUUCAAGACCUAGGUUUUCCUGAAGAUAAAGCAUCUGCAGCACUUUUAAAGAGUAAUAUGGACAGAGAUAGUGCUCUAGAUCUGUUAAUAUCUUAGUUCCGUUGAAAUGAAAUAUACUGUAAAUAGCUAUAUUGAAGAAACCUUCAUACAAAUACUACAAAUUAACAUUAUGGAUGAAAAUAAAUUAAAAAUGUAUGAUUAGUUAAACUUUUUUCGUGCUUGUUAAAUACUUUAAAUGUGACUAUUUUAGAAAAAUGUUUAUAUAUUUUUAAA
Trichogramma pretiosum is the source of this 2242-nucleotide messenger RNA. RefSeq lists its product as uncharacterized. Gene Ontology annotation, cellular component: ESCRT I complex. The coding region runs from base 896 to 2065 and encodes 389 amino acids. Gene Ontology annotation, biological process: ubiquitin-dependent protein catabolic process via the multivesicular body sorting pathway. The transcript is spliced from 5 exons. The record is from RefSeq and is a predicted model, not a curated record. NCBI's taxonomy places the organism in Eukaryota, Metazoa, Arthropoda, Insecta, Hymenoptera, Trichogrammatidae. Gene Ontology annotation, molecular function: ubiquitin binding.